GGGGGUACAUUUCCCACGCUUCCAAGUCCAACUGCUUGCUUGAUCACACUCCCCUAAAAGCUACUCCGUAUAAAACUGCGUUUAGGGGAACUAAAAAGACACGCACCCUUCCCGCCGUGGAGCGCUAGACUGCUAGGUACCAUUUCAUUGAAUUGGCAUUUUCACAAACAAUCAAUGGAGACGACCGCCCACCUUCCAUGGGACAUAAUCCUGGAGAUUCUAUGCCGAUUGCCCGUGAAAGAUCUGCUGCGUUUCAGGUGCGUAUCGAAGUCAUGGUGCUCCCUGAUCGGCGGCAGUGAUUUCAUCAAUCUCCACCUCAAGCACUCUCCCGAAUCCACUUCCCAAAUCGGGUUCGCGUUCGGGGGAAACACUGAUGUCUGCUGGGCUUCCUUGAACGAUCUCAACUCCUUCGUUCGGCUCACAUGCCCAAUAGACAUCGGAACUGGUUUGAGCGUUCAAGGAAGUAUCAACGGAUUGCUAGCUAUUAUGAACCGUAGUUUUGAUAUGGCCAUUUGGAACCCUUUCAUUCGGAGGUACAUCAGUUUACCCAUGUCUCAUCAUUUGUCUCAUCAUUUCCUUCCAUUUCAUGAAUUCGAAAUUCUUCUCACCGGAUUUGGGCACGACCCCAUCACUGACGACUAUAAGUUGGUAAUGUUAAUCGAAUUUAAUGGGCUGUUUACUAGAUCCUCUCACCGUGAAGUGAAGCUUUAUAGCUUAAAUGCCAAAAAGUGGAAAAAAAUUGAUGACUCUCCUAAACACAUCACUUACGGUCCUCCUAACCAUGGGGACCUUUUUGGGGCCCUUUUUAGCAAUGCUUUGCACUGGUUGGCGGAGUCCAAGCGUGAUAAUUCUGACUUGAUUUUGGUCUUUGAUCUUGUGACUGAAACUUUCCGGCAUUUUCCGCUGCCUGAAAACAAAUGUCAUUGUGUGAAGCUAGUGAAUCUAGGAGACUCGUUGUGUGCAGUCAUUUUGAUUAAUACUCCGCCAAGGGUUGAGGUGUGGGGGAUGAAGGAAUAUGGAGUCAAGGAGUCUUGGUUUUUGUUGUUUUCUGUUCCUCCUACAAAACCAACUCCCCCCUGCAACUACACACUUCCAAUCGCAUACUUGAAGAAUAGUGAUGAGGUUUUGCUUCACGACAGUGAAAAACUUUUCGUGUAUGAUAUCAAAAGAAAGGAGUUCAACAAAAGGGCGGUUGGUCCUGGUUUGCCUGAAAUUCGUGAUGCCCUUGUUUGUGUGAAAAGCCUAGUGGGACUUGGUUUUGGUGAAAGCAGUUGUAAUGGGAAGGAGAGGGGCAGCAAUGUUAAAGGUGGGAAGAAGCACACUGCAAAGCAGAGAGAUGAUUUUCUUUCCAAGGGGUUCAAACUGCGACUAUAAAUAGGAUAUAGUUAUGCAGAAAAGUUGGUAGAGGCAAGACAACAAAAGUUCUCGUUUUUGGUACAAAAACCAUGCUUCCUGGGAUUUUCGGCAAGCUCAGAUAUGGACUAUCAAUCAUGAUGAUGUUUAAGCUUUUUCCUUUUUGCUACCUAUCAACCUGUCUUUUAAUUGAUGAUGUUUAGCCAUUUUUGUUUGUUAUCUACAUUUUCAUACGUUGGAGGAAGUCCUGCCUUGAAGGAAAUCUAGAUAGGGGUGCAACAAAAAUGUUUAGGUGAAAUGUCAUCGUACUUGACAGUUUAACUGAGAAAUUUUGAGGCCUGAUAAAUAUAUGAUCUCUCUCUAUGACUGUAU
Cuscuta epithymum is the source of this 1725-nucleotide messenger RNA. NCBI's taxonomy places the organism in Eukaryota, Viridiplantae, Streptophyta, Magnoliopsida, Solanales, Convolvulaceae. The record is from the annotation of a GenBank genome assembly.